AUGCCACUGCCCAAACCAAUCCCCAUCUCCAACUUCGCCCUCACCCAACAAUCCCUCCUCCUCGACGAACACAACAUCGAAAUCUCCUCCUCCUCGCUCGCCACCACCGCCGCCUCCGUGUCCCCGUCUACGCGCCGUACUCUGCAAGCGACCGGCUACGCGCUGACCGGCCUUCUUCUCUCGCAAUGUCGCACGGGAAUGGGCGGUCGCGUGGUCGGCGAGUUUGAUGCUGAUGCGGCGAUUGCGCAGAAAGGUGGCGCUGAGGAUGGGGAUAAGAAGGGGGAUGGGGAGGUGAAGCUGGGUGCGCAUGGGAUUCGUGUUGGGGAUGUUGUCAGGGUUAAUGAGAUUGGGGCUGGGGGGUCGGGAGGGAAGAAGGGAGGGGCAGGGAAGGAGAAAGCUGGUGGGAAGGAGAAGGAGAAAGGGUCCGGGGGGCCGGAGGGUGUGGUGACCAGGGUCGGAGAGAGGAGUGUUUGGGUUGCGUUUGGGCAGGUUGGGGGUGGGGGGCGGUCGAAGGAGGAUGAUGAGGCGAUUGAGGAGUUGUGGGGGAAGAAGCUUUGGUUCAUCAAGCUUGCAAACGAUGUGACGUAUCGACGGAUGAAACAGACGAUGGAGAAGAUGGUCAAAAUGACAGAAUCCGACCAUACGCAUUUCAUGCGCGUCGCGUUUGGCCAUACGACGCCGCUGCAGCCCGACUACGAGGCGAUUGGGCCCGUGGAAUUCCUCGACCCAACGUUGAACGACUCGCAAAAAGAAGCGAUCCGGUUCGCUCUGGCUUCCCGAGACAUCGCGCUGAUCCAUGGCCCGCCAGGAACCGGGAAGACGCAUACGCUGAUCGAGCUGAUUCUCCAGAUGGUCCAGCGAAAGCUUCGCGUGUUGGUGUGCGGGCCGUCCAAUAUCUCGGUCGAUAAUAUUGUGGAACGGCUGGCGCCGAAGAAGGUUCCGGUUGUGCGCAUCGGCCAUCCAGCUCGUUUGCUUCCGUCGGUUCUGGAUCAUUCGUUGGAGGUACUGACCCACACGUCGGAGGCAGCUUCCAUCGUGCGCGACGUCCGCAAGGAGAUCGACCAGAAACAGGCGAGUAUCCGGAAAACGCGGUACGGCCGAGAAAAGCGGGCGAUCUACAACGACAUCAAGGAGCUGCGGCGGGAGUUCCGCGACCGGGAGUCAAAGUGUGUGGACAAUCUCGUACGAGAGAGCAAUGUCGUGCUGGCCACGCUGCACGGGGCGGGUGGACAUCAGCUCAAGAACCAAAAAUUCGAUGUGGUGAUCAUCGACGAGGCGAGUCAGGCGCUGGAAGCGCAAUGCUGGAUUUCACUGCUGUCCGCGUCCAAGGUGGUUCUCGCCGGUGAUCAUCUGCAGUUACCCCCUACGGUGAAAUCUACGACCCAGAAGACGAAGGCGCAAGGGACCGCUGAUGAGGAUGCAGCCGACACGGACAAGGCUGGCAUUGGCAGGGUUUCACUCGAGACUACCCUAUUCGACCGAUUACUGUCGAUGCAUGGACCCGACAUCAAACGCAUGCUCACGACACAGUAUCGGAUGCACGAGUCGAUCAUGCGCUUCCCGUCCGACGAGCUCUACGAAUCAAAGUUGAUGGCUGGGGACGCGGUGAAAGCGCGUCUAUUAAAAGAUCUGCCGUACGAGGUGCAGGAAACUGACGAUACCAAGGAACCCGUGGUCUUCUGGGACACGCAAGGCGGGGAUUUUCCUGAGAAAGCGGAAGACAAGGAAGUUGGUCAGAAGGAGGCCCUGCUCGGAGAGAGCAAGAGCAACGAGAUGGAAGCCCUGGUGGUGGGCAAGCACGUGGACAAUCUCGUGCAAUCAGGAGUGAGACCUGAGGACAUUGCGGUGAUCACGCCGUAUAAUGGCCAAUUGGCGAUCUUGUCGCAGAUGCUGCGGGAGAAAUACCCCGGGUUAGAAUUGGGAAGUGUGGAUGGGUUCCAAGGACGAGAGAAGGAGGCCGUGGUGGUCAGCCUCGUUCGGAGCAACGAGGAGCACGAGGUCGGAUUUUUAGGCGAGCGACGACGGCUGAACGUGGCCAUGACCCGCCCGAAACGACAUCUCUGCAUCUGUGGUGAUUCGGAGACCAUCAGCAAAGGUAGCGGCUUUCUCAAACGCUGGAUGGCCUUUUUAGAGGAACACGCCGAUCUGCGCUACCCGGACGCUGGCGAGUUGCUAUAG
This is a messenger RNA of Aspergillus steynii IBT 23096, 2178 nucleotides long. RefSeq names its product putative DNA helicase. The coding region runs from base 1 to 2178 and encodes 725 amino acids. NCBI's taxonomy places the organism in Eukaryota, Fungi, Ascomycota, Eurotiomycetes, Eurotiales, Aspergillaceae. Gene Ontology annotation, molecular function: 5'-3' DNA helicase activity; ATP hydrolysis activity. The transcript is spliced from 5 exons. The record is from RefSeq and is a predicted model, not a curated record.